AGCACGUGAUUCUGUUCCGGCUCGCCAAAGAUGGCGGCCCCCAGAGAGGGAGCGUGAAAGUUGGUGAAAGACGCUGUCCACCCGCGCCGGAAUCUAAACAGUGGGAGCCGUGCGCCAUGUCACGACUGAUCGUGAAAAACCUCCCGAAUGGGAUGAAGGAGGAGCGUUUCAGGCAGCUGUUUGCCUGCUUUGGCACCCUGACGGACUGCAGCCUGAAGUUCACCAAAGAUGGCAAGUUCCGUAAGUUUGGCUUCAUCGGCUUCAAGUCGGAGGAAGAGGCCCGGACGGCGCUGAACCAUUUCAACAAGAGUUUCAUCGACACCUCCCGGAUCUCGGUGGAGUUCUGCAAGGCGUUUGGGGACCCGACAAAGCCCCGGGCCUGGAGCAGACAUGCUCAGAAAACAAGCCAGUCCAAGAAUCCUUCAAAAGACAAAGAUGCUGUCCCUACAGAACCCAAGAAAGAUGACAAGACAAAAAGGGUAGCCAGCGAAUUGGAGAAGCUGAAGGAAGACACCGAGUUCCAGGAGUUCCUGUCCGUGCACCAGAAGCGGACGCAGACAGCCACUUGGGCCAAUGACGCCCUGGACACGGAGGCCUCGAAAGGGAAGAGCAAGGCUGUCAGUGACUACCUGAACUUCGACUCCGACUCGGGGCAGGAGAGUGACGAGGAGGGUGCUGGCGAGGACCCGGAAGAGGAGGGGGACCCCGAACCCAGGGCGGCUGUGCAGACGGAGCUAUCGGACAUGGAUUACCUGAAAUCCAAGGUGGUGAAGUCCCAGUUGCCGUCGUCCUCGGAAGAGGAGGAGAGUGAAGAUGAGGCCGUGAGCUGUGGGGCCGGGAGCGGGGCCGAGGAGGAGGAGGAGGAGUCUCCCAGCCCCGUGCCCACCCAGCAGGACAGAGGGAGGCCAGGGGCCGGUCCAGUGCGGGGCAGCCCGUCCAGGAACGAGACAGCGGGGGCGGCCAGAGCGGAGGCAGACAAACCAGCAAACCAGAAGGAACCCACCACCCCCUACACUGUGAAGCUGCGGGGAGCCCCAUUCAAUGUCACAGAGAAGAACAUUACGGAAUUCCUGGCACCCCUGAGACCAGUGGCCAUUCGGAUAGUGAGGAAUGCUCAUGGGAACAAAACAGGGUACAUCUUUGUGGACUUGAGCAGCGAAGAGGAAGUCAAGCAAGCUCUGAGAUGCCACAGGGAGUACAUGGGCGGGCGCUACAUUGAGGUAUUCAGGGAAAAGAACGUCCCUACGGCCCAGGCGCCCCUGAAGAGUAGCGUCAGACCCUGGCAAGGCCGGACCCUCGGGGAGAACGAAGAGGAGGAGGACCUGGCCGACUCUGGGAGGCUCUUCAUCCGAAACCUGCCCUACACCAGCACCGAGGAGGACCUGGAGCAGCUCUUCUCCAAAUUCGGUCCUCUGUCUGAGCUUCAUUACCCCAUCGACAGCCUGACCAAGAAACCCAAGGGCUUUGCCUUCGUCACCUUCAUGUUCCCUGAGCAUGCCGUGAGGGCCUACGCGGAAGUGGACGGGCAGGUGUUCCAGGGAAGGAUGCUCCACGUGUUACCAUCCACCAUCAAGAAGGAAGCCAGCGAGGACGCGGACACCCCAGGGUCAUCGUCUUAUAAGAAGAAGAAAGAAUCUAAAGACAAAGCCAGCAGCUCCAGCUCUCACAAUUGGAACACGCUGUUCAUGGGCCCUAAUGCUGUGGCCGACGCCAUCGCACAGAAGUACAGUGCCACCAAGAGUCAAGUGUUUGACCACGAGACCAAGGGCAGCGUGGCCGUGCGUGUGGCCCUGGGGGAGACCCAGCUUGUCCAAGAAGUACGACGCUUCCUCCUGGACAACGGGGUCAGCCUGGACUCCUUCAGCCAGGCGGCGGCCGAGCGAAGCAAGACCGUGAUCCUGGUCAAGAACCUCCCGGCGGGCACCCUGGCGGCCGAGCUGCAGGAGACCUUCGGCCGCUUCGGCAGCCUGGGCCGCGUACUGCUGCCCGAGGGCGGCGUCACCGCCAUUGUGGAGUUUGUGGAGCCCCUGGAGGCCCGCAAGGCCUUCAGACAUCUGGCCUACUCCAAGUUUCAUCACGCCCCCUUGUACCUGGAGUGGGCUCCGGUGGGCGUCUUCUCCGGCUCAGCCCCGCAGACGAAGGAACCCCGAGAUCCACCAGCAGGACCUGCAGAAGAGGACAGGACAGAGCCAGAAACCCUGCCAGACAACAAGACCCCAGAAGAUGAAAAGCCAGCAGAGGGAGGAGCUGCAGACAGUCCAGCGAAGGUGGAGGAAGAGGAGGAAGAAGAAGAGGAGGAGGAGGAGAAGAGCCUCCCUGGGUGUACUCUGUUUAUUAAAAAUCUCAACUUCAACACAACGGAGGAGACCCUGAAGGAAGUGUUUUCCAAAGCGGGGACGGUGAAAAGCUGUUCUGUUUCCAAGAAGAAGAACAAAGCAGGAGCGCUGCUCUCCAUGGGAUUUGGAUUCGUGGAAUACAGGAAGCCAGAGCAGGCCCAGAAGGCUCUCAGGCAGCUCCAGGGUCACGUUGUGGACGGCCACAAGCUGGAAGUAAGGAUCUCAGAACGAGCCACCAAGCCAGCCCUGACAUCUGCUCGCAAGAAACAAGUUCCCAGAAAGCAGACCACGUCCAAGAUCCUGGUGCGUAACAUCCCGUUCCAAGCUAACAGCCGGGAGAUCCGUGAGCUCUUCAGCACCUUCGGGGAGCUGAAGACCGUCCGCUUGCCAAAGAAGAUGACCGGGACAGGGACACACAGGGGGUUCGGCUUCGUGGACUUCCUCACGAAGCAGGAUGCAAAGAGAGCCUUCCACGCGCUGUGUCACAGCACCCACCUGUACGGCCGGAGACUGGUCCUGGAGUGGGCUGACUCGGAGGUGAGCCUGCAGACCCUGCGGCGGAAGACAGCCAAGCACUUCCACGAGCCCCCGAAGAAAAAGCGGUCUGUGGUGUUGGACGAGAUCCUGGAGCAGCUGGAAGACAGUGAAAACGACAGUGAGGAGCAAACCCUUCAGCUGCGAGCUGGCACCGAGAGGGGCUGCUAGUAGCUGGAGCUCCCACGUCUGCCGGCCAUGUGCAGGAGUGCUCACAGCCGGGGACCUGGCCUCUGUCCUGCCCCAGGAUCCCCGGGGACGUCGAGUCCUGGUUUGACCACCAGGGGCUGACCUGAAGCCCACAUGCCAGCCGGUUGAGCCUAAGAUGCGACUCUGAUGGCCGAUACCCCUGUCACUGGUGGACGACUCUGAAAUGCAUCCCGGCCCCGUCGAAAGGCUUGCCCCAGACUUGGGGCACCCGCGCGCGCUCACCACUCCAGCCUGGAAAUACAGCCUCCGCCGGGAUGGGGGGUCCUGCACUCAGCACACGCUGGGAGCCUGCCUCCCAGUGAGGAAGGAGCCGCUCGCUUCUCUCCCCUGGGUCUCGAUCCCAGCCUCACUGUUCUCAGCUGUGCGGCCGCAGACCAGUGAGGGCCCCUCUGAGCCUCGGUUUCUCUUUCUGUCCCGUGGGGGUGGCAUGGUGCCUUCCUGGUGUUUGACUACCUCAGUCAAUCCAAGUAAAGCCCCGAGGAAACGCCCAUCA
Lutra lutra (Eurasian river otter) is the source of this 3573-nucleotide messenger RNA. RefSeq names its product RNA binding motif protein 19 (gene RBM19). NCBI's taxonomy places the organism in Eukaryota, Metazoa, Chordata, Mammalia, Carnivora, Mustelidae. The record is from RefSeq and is a predicted model, not a curated record. Bases 117 to 3041 code for a protein of 974 amino acids. The transcript is spliced from 25 exons. Gene Ontology annotation, molecular function: RNA binding.